Molecule: messenger RNA, 795 nt
Organism: Staurois parvus
Lineage: Eukaryota; Metazoa; Chordata; Amphibia; Anura; Ranidae
Source: the annotation of a GenBank genome assembly
GCAUCCUUGCCGUUCAUUAUUAUGACACUGGUAAACAGGCCAUACAAACGAGGUUUCUAUUGCGAUGAUGAAUCAAUUAGAUACCCAUACAAAGAAGACACCAUAACUCAUGGUCUAAUGGCUGGAGUCACCAUUUCCUGCACAGUUAUUAUUAUCACUUCUGGAGAAAUGUAUAUGGUAUUUUCAAAGCGUCUAUACUCCCGCUCAGAGUGUAAUAACUAUGUGGCUGCACUCUACAAGGUGAUAGGAACAUUCCUGUUUGGUGCCUCUGUCAGUCAGUCUCUCACAGAUCUGGCCAAAUACAUGAUAGGCCGACCACGUCCCAACUUCAUAGCUGUGUGUGACCCUGACUGGAAAAUGAUUAACUGCUCUGGAUAUGUGACAGAAUUUGAAUGUCGUGGCAGCCAUACCAAUGUGACAGAGUCAAGGUUGUCUUUCUAUUCUGGACACUCUUCAUUUGGAAUGUAUUGCAUGUUGUUCCUCUCGUUAUAUGUCCAGGCCCGGUUGUGUGGAAAGUGGGCUCGCCUUCUGCGGCCCACUGUACAAUUCUUCCUCUUCUCCUUUGCCCUGUAUGUUGGAUAUACACGUGUAUCUGAUUAUAAACACCACUGGAGUGAUGUUCUGGUGGGACUUCUUCAAGGGCACUUGUUGCUGCGCUCACAGGUGCGUUAUGUGUCUGAUUUUUUCAAAGUCAGACCACCUCUCCAGUGUACCAAAGACCCUCUUGAAACUAAACCAAGUCUUCAACUGUGUGAAACUGACCAGAAUCACUUUGGAUACCUAGGAGGAUCAUGA